AUGGCAAAUCGAGUCAACAACAUGAGAAGAAGAACACAAUUGCUUGAACAAGCAAGCAACCAAGAAGAAGCCAAAAAAUCGACAAUGGCGAGCGAGAAGAACGCCUGGUUCUCUGGGACAGAGGCUCUGAGAGAAGAAGAGAGAAAGAGAGAAGAUCUGAUUCUGCAGGGAGGAUUGGGAGCGCAGAAGCCCAAGGGAGCAAAAGCUGAAGCUGCUGAAAACCGGUCCAAGGUAAAGACUUUGGACCAGUUUAUUGAGGAAGCUGCAAACAGACAUAGAGCUGCCAGAGAUAAUCUGAAGAAUGUCACUGUCCCAGCCGAAGUCCUCAACACACCUGAUCGACCAAACACAAGCAGUGGUCUCCCCAAACCAUCUGAUCAACAAAAGACACGCCGUGGUCCAGCUCCCGCGCUACCUCAAAAGACCAUGGGAGCUGAAGUGGUUCAGAGCGCUGAUCAGCUUCCAUCUUUUCCGUUCGAUAAUUCUCCACGUUUUGGAGCUUCGCAAUCAGACCAGCGCAGUGAAUCAGACACCCCUCAAGUUGAAUGCGAAGCUGAAUUUAAUACACAAGUCGGAUUUGACGGCCAGGUUCGGCAUUACCUGUCUGAAUUUGAUGAUACUUUACGCCAAGAUUCUACAUUUAUGUGGAUUCCUGAAGAGCCAAGCCAGAAAACUAUAGUUGAUUUCAAACUUGGGAUUGCACCACAGAUUUACGGGUUUUUGAUAUCUUCCCAGGUCGAUCUUAAGAAAUUUCCAAGUCAGCUUCGAGUCAUCGCUCAAAACGGAGUUCGUGAUCUGAAGAAUAGGAAUGAAUGGAUUUCGGUCAAGAUGAUGGCCUGUUUGUGGAACAAGCUAUAUCUGAACAGUAAGUUCAACGGUGUAUCAGCCGAUAUUCAUCAAUACAAACUGGAACUCCAGAUGUGGACUACUUAUGUAAAUCCAGAUCCAGAAUCUUUCAGAGGUAUCAAUCCGAAAGGAAAGUCUGACUUGUGUCAUAAGUGUUCUGAAGCUGGUCACGCUUGGGACUUUUGCACUCAAACUUGUCGAUGGUGUCAUUGGUGCUCUGAUUUUUAUUGA
This is a messenger RNA of Botrytis sinoallii, 1077 nucleotides long. RefSeq lists its product as uncharacterized. The coding region runs from base 1 to 1077 and encodes 358 amino acids. Lineage: Eukaryota; Fungi; Ascomycota; Leotiomycetes; Helotiales; Sclerotiniaceae. The transcript is spliced from 6 exons. The record is from RefSeq and is a predicted model, not a curated record.